This is a messenger RNA of Xyrichtys novacula (pearly razorfish), 33298 nucleotides long. The record is from the annotation of a GenBank genome assembly. Lineage: Eukaryota; Metazoa; Chordata; Actinopteri; Labriformes; Labridae.
AUUAGACAGGGGGCGAGCGAGGCAGCAGCAGCAGCAGCAGUGUGAGGAGAAACCAGAGCUGCAGGAACAGCCCAUGUCUGCCGCCGCCGCCGCAGCCUGACAGUCCAGGAUCAGGGUUUAGUGCGGGUUUGAGCUCCUGAGGCGAACAGGAGGAUCCUCUUCUGAAGGAAACACUCUGACUUUGUCUCCAGGAGCAUCUUCAUGGAUCUACAGCGGCUGCCCCAGCUGUCAGCUCACAGAGCUCAGAGUUUCUGGAGUUUCUGAAGAGAGCGGACAGAAAACCGUCGGUGGUUUUAAGAGGAUUUCAAGAGGGUCAAGUUUGAAGUAUCUCUGGAGACAACCUGAGGACCUACAGAUCUUCUCUCUCCUAGUUUUGAUGGCAGAGCUAGAGAGGAUUUGUGAGUUGAACUUUGCAGAAAAAUCAGCUUCUGUAUUUUGAGGAUUUCUGCAGCUUCUGUGGAGAGACAAUCCUGCAGAGGAAAACCAGAGGACCAGAUCCAAAGAUUUCUGAGUCCUGAUUAAGGAAGAAGAUCUGAUCAACAUCUCUGACGUCAGGAUUUUUAAACAGUAAGAUACACAAACAGGUUUGUGCUGGAUAACAAACUCUGUCUUUAUUCAUCCAUAAAACAAUGAAGGGAGAGACGUCCCUCAGAAGAAGAGCGGGUCCAUUUCAGGGUCUGAAGUCCUGCUGUAACCCUCCUCUGAAGGUUUAGUUCAGAAACCUCCAGGAACCACGAUCUUCAGCCGGCUCUGGAGCGACGUGCCCGGUUUUCUAUGAGCACAGAGACGUGUCCCUGACUUGGUCCAUGACCGUCACACUUCCAUUAUCAUGUCUUUGAGAUAAAGACACCUGGAACUCAGGACGGCCUUCAGGUGAAUCAAGAACUUUGAAUAAAUGCUGACAAAGAGAAACCAGAUGACUGCGGCCCCGUCCUUCAGGAUUUACGCCUCAGAUCCACAUGUCUGCGUCUGUGAUUACUCCUCUAAAGGUAAAGAGCCCUCUCACUUAUUUAUAUAUACAUAUAUAUGUUUGUUUUUCCUCUCUCGGUAAGAUUCUUGUUCAUCCACAGCUCUUAUUAAAUUCAGACUGAUCAAAGAUAUUUGCUGAUUUUUAACCUUCGUCAGAAACAGACAUGACUGGAGCAGAGUCUGACAGGGAUUCAUGAAGACCACAGACGGAGCUGUCUGACUCUGAACUCCUCUGUGUGCCUCGCCUCGCUGACUCAUUUCUUUUCAAAGAUUCAGCAAACAUCUUCAUUUGAAGAACCUGACGCUGAGACACAGUCAAGGGUUCAGCAGGAGAGCAGGAAUAAUCCCAGGACUCAGAUCCUGCUGUGGUCCCACUUUGAGGAGCUGCAGACUCCAGCUUCACCUCGAGGACUCUGUGGGUGAGGGUAUCCUCUCCAUGGUCUCCUCAGCAGCAGGAGGUCUGCAGGAGGACUCAUGUCAGAGUUUACGUCUAUUAGCUGAAGCGUAAUUCAGAUUUAUCCUCCUGUUCAGGUUUAUUUUGUCAGCGGAUGAAAUCCUGAUGAAUUCUGGGAAACUGCCGUCGUCUAUCAGGUAAAUUCAUCUGAUGAAAAGUAAAACUCAGUCGGACUCACAGAGAAGUUGUUGAACUCAUCUUAAACGAUGAGUUACAGCCACUGCAGAGUGAACUGUUUUUACAAAACCAGGAGGUUCGAUUCUCUGAGCCGUGAGAUUCAAGAGGGAUCUAGAAAACAGGACGUAGAAGUUUCACCGUCUAAAUGAAACGAGGAGGAAACUGAACUUUUCCUGGACUUGAGCGGCACCUGUGUCCGUUCAGGUUAUCCUCAUCAGUUUGAUCAAUUUGAUCGGUUUGAUCAGUUUGAAUCAGUCGGAUUCGUUUCCAAACAGCUGUCCACACAGAGGGCUGAAUGUAAACAAAGGCAGCAGGAUGCCCAGAGGUGCUUCAUUAUCAUUCAAAUGAACAUGUUCAGUAAACAAAGUGUGUGUGUGUGUGUGUGUGUGUGUGUGUGUGUGUGUGUGUGUGUGUGUGUGUCUGUGUGUGUGUGUGUGUGUGUGUGUGUCUCUUCUUUUUUCAGACUCAGACUUUCUUCUGUUGGACGAUUUCCAAGUUUGUUUUUCACACGAAAACUUCAGACGCCAUGAGGAGGUGAUGCAAGGACAACCUCGCAGGGCAGUGAGCGUCUGCUGCUGGUGUGUGUGUAUGUGUGAGUAACAGUGUGUGUGUGAGUGUGUGUGUGUGUCCAGAUGCCACACCACAGACUCCCACAUCACACAGCUCGGUGGUCACUCGGCUGCUUCCAAGUUAUUUCCUGUUGCUCAACAUUUAGAGACCCGCUGGGAGGAAAAUAAAUCAGCUCGACGGAAAUGAAAAGACUAAACCUCACCAAGAACCGACCACAUCCUGAAUCAUCCUGAAGGAGGCGCUGCAGAGCCGAGCGUGAGGCCGGACCAGUGGACUCGGUCUCAUUGUGGAUCUGAUUAGAGGAUUACAGGCUGCUCUCUUCUCCUGCUGGUUUCCUGACUGUUUGUGGUUUUUCUGUCUGGAUGUUCUGGAUGUUUUCACGGUUGGAUGUUGGAUUACAGCGAUGACUCCUGGUUUCUUCCCAAAUAACAUCAGAGAUUUCACGGGGGGGAGAUGUCCAGGGCGACGGCGGGUUGGUUUCUGAACGGUCUCACUCGAUACGCCGACGAUGGACCUCUUUAUAUUUUUAAAACACACGUACCUCUGCAGAGAAACGGUCCAAUCCAAAUCUAACCGGAAAUAACUUCUGAUUCUAACAUCUACGAUCACAAAUGAGACACUUCCUCAGAGCUGACUGUCUCUGUUUUUACACCAAACUUUGGAGAUCCAAGUCUCUGCCGCUCAAGUCUUGAGAGGGACCAGUUUUCAUCUGAGGAGUCUCCACCAUGCUCCCUGGAGGUCUGAUCUCGGGCGGAGGGGGUCGCGGCGGCGGGCUGUGCCUGCUCCGGUGGCUGGGUCUCAGGUUGUGGUCCCGACGGGGGACCCUGGUGUUCGCUCUGCUCUGGUUUGGAUCCUGGUUGUUCCUGAAUGGCCUGGUUCUGGUCCACAGGAGCAUCCUGUCCGACUACUGCACCGACGACAAGAGUAAGAGGAUCCUGCAGAGACUGGUGAGUCCAGAAUCUUCAUUUAUGGUACGGGUUUUAGAUCGGCUCGUGUGAGGGUGGAGGAAAGGAGGAGACUGAUGAAGACUUGGGGAUAAAUUCAAACCGGUUCUGGUUCUGUUGACAAGAACUGGACCAGACUUCAAUUUCAGGUCUGGCUCUUUUAGCAUAGUCUUGAUAGUGGACCUGGACUUGUGAAGUCCUGACUUAUUACUUGAUUUGAUUUUAACGGUGAGAUCCUCGGUUUUAGAAGACCAGGUUUGGUCCUCAGCUCCUGUUUGUCUAUAACAGAGUCAUCACUGCUGUCUGUGAGUCAGCUGUUUUUUACUGAUGAGGUUCAUUUGAACGAGACGGAGCAGAUUUGACCUCAAACAACAUGGAGGUUCAAUAAACACGCCGUUUGCUCUGCUGCAUGAACAGUUCGUGGAUGAGACUCCGUGUUUUUAAUCUGCAGGAUCCUCGGUCCUCUAAUGAAUCAGAUCAGGACUGUCAGGGUUCGAGGAGUCCGUUGUUAUGAGUACGAGGGACGAGGCAGACAAUAAGAAGAUGGUCUUAGUCCUCAGCUGAUCUCCUCUGGAAACAGUUUCCUGAAGAGUUCACCGUCUCUGGUCUCAUUUACUACAUUUUAGUUCCAUGUCAUGAACCAGAGUCAAACAAAAGAGGAAGGACCUAAAAUACAGACAAAUAAAAAGGAUUUAUUAAAAAGAACGAAACGAAAAAACAACAAAAACUAACUUUAAAAUGUCCAACUGAAAAAUCAAAAUAAAGACACAGAGGGAAAAAUCACAAAGAACAACUGGAGACACAAACAAACGCACACACAUGGACACACAACAUGAACCAAGCAGAACAGAGGGGAAGACAGGGACGAUAUACACACUCAGGUAAACGAGACACAGGUGAGACUCAAGAGAGAUUAACAAAGGAGGGAAAACUAAGGAAGUGAAACCAGACUAGAAACACAAGGAAUCAACUCCUACAAAAUAAAACAGGAAAUAAAACUGAUCGAAAGAAUAAAACUCAGAGAACAGGAGGGAAACAGAGUCAAAGACAAAGACUGGACUACAGGGAAAAUACACUCAAAUAACAAACUCAGGAGAAAACUGAAUCAACAGAACAUAUGAAGACAGUUCCAUAUAUUUAUAAAUCUAUAGACCACACGUUUGAGAUCCACUUCCUGCUCUGUAGAUAUCUGUAAAACUCCACCUGAGCUUGUCUCUCAGGGAAGCUCAUCCCUGAUCCAUCUCUUCCUCUUCUUGAACAUACGAUGAUGUAAAGACGACUCUUCCCCGGGAAGAAUCAAGUCCGUCCUCGCUGAUUUUCAGACAAAUAACAUCAGAAAUCAAUCUGAACACUGAUGAUCUGAAAACUGUCAGCAGGAAUGUGAGCGGCAGUUAGAGGACAGUGUCUUCAUGGAGCUGUAGUCCUGCUGGUCUGUCUGACAGACGGACUAUUUACACUCCUGUGAAUCCUGCUGUUCAACAAUCAGACAGCAAACAGUCAGUCAGAUUACAGCCCUAAUGAUCUGCUGUCUUAUCCCCAAUUUCCACUUCAUCCGGAGUUACGAAAAGGUCGUAUCCUCCGAUCGUAGCUGAUCGUAACCAUUCAAGUUAACGUGUCAAUUUACACCGACUUCUUUCCGUUCCUCUGAGGAUCGCCGGACUCCUCAGCUGAUCACAAGAGUUCUAUUUUUUCUGGACGCCGGAGCAUGGCGGAUAAAUUCAGCACAGAUUAACCCGUGCUGGAAAGGAAGUCGGGCACAGACACAAAAUAAAACAUCCGGCUUCUUUUCAAAAUAAAACAGAAGUCUAGAAGUCUAGAAGUAGAUUUCCUCCUCUGGAAGGACACAAUCUACUGCUUAUAUGUCUAUGUGUCUGUCUUUAGAGAGACGACUCGUUAUCGAGUGAUUGAACGUGAAUCUGAGGGUUCUUGUGAGUUCUCAUGAUUACCGCUGUCUGUAAUCCGCCAUGAAAUUCACCUCACCAAUCCAGUAGGAAUCCGGAUCCGGUAGGAAUUGGCGGAUGGCAAAAAACGCUUCCACAUCAGAGCCAUUCUGGAUGUGGUGGAAAAUGGUGGUUAUCCUCUGCAGCAUCUCCUGACGCUCUGUGAGCAUAAAUGGAUCACAUGAGGCUCCUUCUUUCCUCUGAACCUCCACAUAGUGAAGACGAGCGAGGAGGAGGAGGAGGAGGAGGAGGAGGAGGAGGAAGAGGAGGAGGACUCUGUGGUCGUCUUUAGUUUCUUCUCUCUGUUUUCUUUCACUUCUUCAUCUCCUCCUCACUCCUUCUGCUCUGAAAUCAGAGGAUGUGGGGCGGUGAUGAGAGCCUGUUGAAUUUUCCUCUAAAUCAGCUCAUAUUAAAUUCUGUGGAUGACAGUAAACCCACCAAGUGUUGUUGGUUCUGGUUCUGAUCGUCCCCUCAGGAGAUGUUCACAAACAGCUGCUGCAGUGCGCUCUUCUCAGCAGCCAGACUCUCAUUAACCGAACCAGCCAGAGGAUCUGAUGGUCCACUGCUGCUGCUGCAGAGAGUCAGAGUUCUGGUCCGUCAGAUCCAUGCUGAUCUGGAUCCUAAAGUCAUGAAACCAACAAUCUCAUGGACUGAAGCAGAAGGAGAUGAACCAGGGCCAGGGAAAGGACUGGAGUCUGGGGUCUGGGGUCUGGGGUCCACGACAUCAUACAGGGUAUGAAGACGCUAACAGUUGGGGAGGGUCCGAGCUCUGAAACCUCAGUGAUGGAGCUGUUCCAGGAACCCUCAGCUCCGUGUAGACCACAGAAGACCUAAAAACUCAGAUCAGCCCGCUGAUGUGGUGAAAUUAAGAGGCUGUUGUUUUUAAAGGGGCCAGCUCAGUCAAACCCACACACACACACACACACACACACACACACACACACACACACACACACACACACACACACACUAAAACCUCAUCCAGAACCAGAGGAGAACUGAUGAAAUCCCAAACACACACAGAGAUCCAACAAAAACAAACAGAGCAUGUUUGCUGAGCUAACGCUGGACUUCAGCUCCAUCCAUCAUCCUGGAGGUUCAGAGGAGGACUCCAGGAACAUGAGGACUGAGACCUACAGGAGGUUCAUGUUUCCAGAAGCUCAUUUGGCUCCGGAGACGUCAGUAACUGCUGCAAGAAGAGGAAGAAGAAGAAGAAAAUGAUGGUAAUCCUGCUGUCUCUGCUGACGCUCAGUCCAUCACUGCACACCUGCGGGUUCAGACUUGUCUUGGCGGUUCCAGGUGUUGUAGUGACCUGGACUAAACCCGAUCCCCUCCUUCCUCUGGGCCUUUUUCAGACAGAUGUGAACAGGAUACUGGCCUCAUGGUGCAGAUGUGGGGUAGGGGGUAGAUUAGGUGGUUUCUUUUUGUUUUAGUUGCAGAGAUUUGAGGUCAAAAGUCCCAGAAUCCUUGAGUGACUCCGAACCAGAACACUUCACUCAGUUCUGACUCCCAGGGGAGAGUUCCUGAGGGGGAAGUGUCUGAUGGGCGUCACAGAGGAGGAUUACUUUGGUUUGAAGCCGUGCAGUCGAGCUUGGACGGACUGUUGAUCUUUGUGAUCACAGAUUCAUGCUGAAAGUUCGCUUUAAUCAGAGAAUCAUAAACGCCGAGUCUGUCAGAUAGAAACAGGCGAGAAGACGGUGGAGACUCAGGGUGGAGGUUUACGAGUCCUCUGUGUGAGCAGGACUGUGAUGACGUGGGACGGGGAUAAAAAUACACUCCUGGGAAACUCUGGUUGGAGCUCAUUCAUCGCACAUUCAAGUGAUCUGCUCUGAGCUCGGACGUUAGCGCUCAGCCUUCACUGUCGGGUUAGUCUGAGUGAGAGCUGACGGAGAAAUGUUCAUUACCUCCAUCACAGACGCAGUUUUCUCUCUCUCUCUGCCUGAGGAAAGAGCUGAAACUGGAGCAGGAUCUCCUCUGAAUAUUUACAUGAGAGGAGAUGGAGGAGAAUCAAAGAUCAAACGUCGUCAUCAUGUAAAAUUCUCUGUCAUGUCUGAAUGUUUUCUUCAUUCUCACAGAAAGAUUUUUAUCAUCAAAAGAAGUACAUCGGAAUUAUUUUGCUUCAUUUUCAGCAGAUGGUUUUUUGGGGGGGGGGUUAAUAAAGCUAAUGUACUGAAACUCAAGAUGGUCAACAAACAAACAAACAAACAAACAAACAAACAAACAAACAAACAAACAAACAAACAAACAAACUAGAAACUUGAUCAGGAAUCGUUAAAAUAACUCUGUACCAGACUGUAAACAUGUUGAUCUCUGCUGUACAGAGUUAACAUGAGGCUCUAUGGAGACGGACUCUCUGCAGGACAGACUCUAGUGGACACUGGAGGAACUGCAGUCUUUUCACUCCAUGUUGGCUAACACACUCAUCCAGCCUGACCUCAGAAAAUGCUGAAAUAUCCCUUUAACUGUCCGUCAGCUGCAGACCCUUGGUUCCCUGGACUCUCUCGUCUCAGUCACAGCAGAAAUCUGCAUGUUUCUGUAGAUCCUCUGACUAUUUAUGGUCUCCCGGCUGAUCUGGUUCUCGGUCUGACCCUGUCCCUGCAUGUCUCUGGCAUUCCUCCGCCUAUUUAUGGCUCCACGCUUCAUUCUUUAUGGCCCACCUCUGUUUCUGAAUGCAGCUGGGUUUGUUCCUUCACAGGGUAACCCGCCUCUGUAUUUCCUCGAUCACAGUCUGUUUGUUCUGUGGUACAUCUAUGAAACGCUGCAAGUGAGAAUAAGUGAUCAGCUGUCCUGGUGUCUUCAGACGUGACACUCUCGGCUUCAGGACGAGCUCCGUUUUCUGACUUAUUAUGUACAAUAAUCAUUUUAAAAGGCAUGAAAUAACAAACUACUGUCCAUAAUAAUCUCUAAUAAACACGACAGUCACUCCAAAGACAAAACAAAGAAAGUACAGCUAUUAACCUGUUUUCAGGAGUCAUGGUGUUUAGAAACCAUUUCAGGUUAAAUAUUCUUGACCUUUCACAGACAUCAUUACAUCUGUAAGAGCUGUCAGAGGUCUGUGGAGGUCCUGACACCAAAAACAAACACGCUGACAUCUUAACGUGACGGCUGUGAGGCGUCUUGACCCCGUGAGCUCGUCUUCGUGUCGCCUGCGGCAGGAGGACUUCACUCUGUGUCUGAAACAUGUGGUUAAGAUACCAGAAGUGACGGGGUGUAACACCGCCGACAGCCAAAACAAGAAGUCUCCUGUGAUGGUUUUUUCAGCGCUCGAGUCAAAGUUUACACAGUUUACACACUUCGACACAUUCAGACGUUCAGGGGCCGCUGAAAACCUGCUGUCAGACUCUUUAAAGAGCUGCAGGGAGGAGACGAAUGAAGUCUAACGGGCUGUCAGCGAGAAAACCUCCUCCGGGUUAUCGUCUAUGAGAGAGAGAGAACUGUUUUUUUAUCUUAGUGACGACCAACAUGAAGUCUGAGGACAGACUGGAGUUCAUGUUUAGUCUCUAUUCAGUAACUGUUAUUGUUCUGUGUGUGUGUGUGUGUGUGUGUCUGCGUUUGUGUGUGUGUCUAAGCUUGUUGUGCAGAAGUACUUCAUUUUAUUUGGAGGAUAUUUUUGAGGAUGUGUUGUUGUCAGUUAAGUUAAAGAUGUUUUUACUUUUGUUCCCUUUUAGAUCAUCUUUACGGUCGUUGGAAGUAAAAGAGAAACAACUGUGUGUGUCUGCGUUUGUGUGUGUGUGUGUGUGUGUGUGUGUGUGUGUGUGUGUGUGUGUGUGUGUGUGUGUGUGUGUGUGUGUUUGUGUCUGUGUUUGUGUGUGUGUGUGUGUGUGUGUGUGUGUGUGUGUGUCUGCGUUUGUGUGUGUCGUCUUGUCUUUCUAUCUCUGUGAGAGCCGUUCCUCGUGCUGGUCUUGUGGUUUCAGAGAAAGGAUUUGGCGCAGCGGGCAGAUAUGUGAUCUGACUGUUGAGGAGGUUUUUUCUUUUUCUGAAUAAAGAGUUUGUUUUUGGUGAUUGAUGAGGAGAAACAGAAAAGGGAAAGAUCUGCCAACGUUGGGUCUCCCUCUCACAUCGUUCUUUUUGGUUUGGCGGACUCGUCCUGACUCUGGAUUAAUGAUAACUUUCUGUUUGGAUCAUAUUUUUGUGAACUUGCUCCAGCUGUCUUCGGUUUAAAUGACUUUUCUCUUGUAUCUUUCAUCAGCUUGAUUGCAUCAUUACUCGUAGUCCGGACCUUCAAUCGGUUUUUAAUGGGUUUGGUUUCUUCCAGGCAGCCGCUUGUUCCCCCUCUGAUUUAUGGAUGUAUGCUCAUAUCUGGAUUACAGUGAAAAUGAGGGCCACUGAGUUUUUCCAGGACAUCCAGGGUUUAUAAAAUCAAGAGCAGACAGUUUGGACCCGGUACUGUAGUGGGGGCAUGUUUUUCCAAUGUCAGGCUGGUGACUAAGAGCUUUAGCACUGGACUGAAAAAAACUCUUACGUGGUUCAACUUCAGAAAAGGUCCCGUGUGCUCGGUCUGGUUUUAGCACCAAAACUCUCUAAACUUUAGAUUUCCCAUGAUCCAGGUCAGAAGUAGUAUGCUUGGUGUGUUAAGAUACCAGUUUCAGGUUCUUAAGGAGUUUUUAAGGAGUAAAUUAUAAUCCUGCAGAAUAAGGAGGCAAAUAUUCACAAAAGAAGUAGGACUGUUCGAUUUCCUUUUUAGACUCUCCAAACUAUCUCAGAAAUAGUUUAGACUUUGUAUCCAGUUAGGACUGCUGCUUUAAACUGGACAGUUGAUGCUGAUUUAGUUUAGACCGAUCUUUCAUCAACUGUCUUAAUUUAACUUAACAGGCUGUUCCUAGUUUGGUUUUAUUCUCUUCCCUGAGUUAACUCUUCUUUUUCUUUCACAGAUGAAGAAUCAGAACCACAGUUAUCAAAGAUUAUAUCCCAAACAAAGUGAAACAUAAUAUAUCACACACAAUAUGAAUCAUAAACUUGACAAUUAUUAAAGGCAGAACACAGUGAAAAACGUGACCCGAUCAACUCAGAUCAAACUCAGUUCUAGUUCAGUGGUUUGAAGAUUAAGUUCAGUUCAGCUCUAAAUCCAGUCCUGUUUCCAGUUUAGCUCUAAUAAAGUAUCAGACACUCUUACCGCUCUGAAACCACGAACGAGCGCCGGUGGAACACCAUCUAACGUUGAGUCGCCAUCUUGUCUCCAUCUUGUGGCUAUCUUCUCACAAACGCAGCAAAGUCCAACUCCGAACAAGUUCACAUUAACAACACAAAGAAACCCGACCUGUAUGACAAAAGAAAAUAAAUAACUCUGUAGAAAUAAAUAAAGUCUAUAAAGCCUUAUAUUCUGUGUGUUUAGCUUCAUCGCUGCUGUGCGGCUCUUAGCUUCGCGCCCACGUUCAUUCAUUCACAUCUGAGUAUCAAAGACUAAAUAAAUCACCAGCUAGAAGAAGUUAAAACUCACCAAAACAACCGAGGUUCUCAAAAAGAAGUCUCCAUGAAUCUCCGAUCAGGUAAACUCUGUUUAGAAGUUUAAAUGAUUCCGUUUUCACAGAUUUAAUCCUCUUCUCCUCCGUCUUCUUCACUUCUCUCAGAGAAGUCCAUCACGUCUCUUAAAGGGGAAAUGCCACAACUAUUUUCUGUAGGCAGACUCUUAAAUGUUCUCAUUAAAGGGCUAUCAAAACGUUUUUACUGACUCCUGAUGAAGGAAAUAAAGACAUUAUAACGAUUUUAAUCAUAUUUAUCAUUUAAAUCACCUGUUGGUUUAUUUUACUGGCAGCCAUAUUUGUUUUUAUCAUGUUUUUAAUUCGGGUCACAAUGUCCUUAACUGACUCUGGGUUUCUCUCAGGAGUCCUUUAGGUGUCCCCCAGAUCAAAGUCCUCUUUAACCGUCCAUCGGUCCUGGUGGUUGUCCUAAAGUUUCGCUCUGAUAUGAAGUCGCGUUAAUAAACGUUCUUCGCGGUGUCUCUGGUGGAGAUGUUCCUCUCUGUCAUGAAGAAACUAAAAGGUUUUAUCGUAAACGUCGUUCCCCGGUUCACGUUUGUCUUGUUUCAGUGUUCUGGUACUUCCUGUUUUUCUCAUCUGUUGACUCGGUUGGGAGGAUGAUGGUGUUUCUCAUAGACAUAAAUGAUGUAGAUUCAUCGUAAACGCCUCUUUAUUGCAGUAAAACUCUGAGGAAAUAAAACAGAGACAGAAAAUCAUCAUUCAGGUCUUUCUGUGGAGAUUCAGACAGCACUGUCAGAGCUCAGAGCUGUAGAUCACCUGAACACAGAUCCAGGGUUUACCUGGAUUAAUCCUCCUGACGGCUCCAGUAUUUAUCUCACAGUCCGGCUCCGUUUAGCAGCUGCUGCAGAUUUCAACAUCUGCAGAAACUUCACUUCAGGGACCCGAGGAGAUAAAUCUGUCAGAGUCGGAGUCACUCAUUCAUCAGACGCCACCGCCGCUGGAGUAUCAACACUUUAUGACCGGACAGAGCUGCUCUGAACUCAGGUUCAGAACCGAGGUUUAGAACCCGGGUUCAGAACAACCUGCAGCACAUCGAUUUUCCUGUCUAUGCCUUCAGUUCAGAUUGAUGCGGCUGUUAAUCGUGCUGAUGAGAACAUGAACAGAGGAGACGUGAAACAGAUGCUGAGGGUGAUUAUUCUCACAGUCUCUCUCUCUGGUCUUACUGGUUCUUAUCAGAUGACGGUCAUUUUUACAUGAAGCAGGCCCCAGGAAUCAAAGGAAACGUUUAACUUUUAACGUUUAACUCUAAAUAUCUGAUUCUUGACGAUUCUUGGCCUCCUGACCCGGAUGGAUGAAAACCUAAACACACAUCUGAACUCCAGAUAGAAGCAGAUUUGGGAGGGACGGAACAGUUCUGUCUCUGCUCCUCUGCUGUCGUACCCAGACUUUAAAAAUAAACACAGACCGAUCCCCGGAGUCUGGAGGAAGUGUUUGUCCCUCCUUACUUCCUGCCCCGGCGGCUGUCACUCACCCUGACAAGCUGUCGAUGAGACAGAAAUGGAGGCGAACACCAUCUGUGAAACCUGCGCCGGAGCUGGAGCCGCAGAAACCUGGAAAAUCUGAAAAGAGGGAACAUGUGACCCGGAGAAAGACGACAGCGCCGACUUUGGGUUUAACGGCGCAGAGAGGCCGACCUCACAGGAAGUGGUGGGCGUUCUUCACUGCGUCUCACUUUAACACAGAUGUUUCAGAGAAUCAGAGCUGUGACGGCUCGGCUCCACUCCUGCUCGCUCGCUAAUUUCCUCCAAUAACACCAAAAAAAGAGCGUCUGACUCGACUGCCUGUCAAACUGCUGCUGUUUCCAGGCAACAACACGAGUCCAGACGUCGGACAUCUUUAUAAAUGUUCAACUCUUUCAGAGACAGACGGGUUUAUAACGCCGACCGUAGACACUUUACAUAACCACAGUUUCUCAGGUUCAUGUGUGUCUGUGAAGGAGGACGGCUCAGGCUGCAGACCUCCAUCUGGACUUCAUGGAGACAGAAACAUAUUUGUGACAAUAAACUAAAGUCCUGCACCGCCGUGAUGACCCGUCUCCACCGAAGCAUCACUCAGCUCCAGUCCUGCAUGGUGCCGCUUCUCCUGAAGCCUCUCCAGGAGUUUCCAUCUCAACCUCAGUGUCUCCAGUCUUGGGAGGGACAUCUAAGGCCCGAACUACACGAAUGCGGAUAUAUUUCAAACCGCACAUAUUUAUGUCCGAUUAGGCCUCCCUACCACACCAAACCGGGAGUUUGGAGCACUCAAACCGGAUAAAUCUGAAUCCGGAAAAACAAGCGGAGAAAUAAAAAAAUAUCCGUAUCCCGUAUCCGCAGUGGAUUCGUGUGGUCGGACUUUUACGGAUCGAUGACGUCAAACCGCAGCUCGCGCAUGCGAAUUAAAAAGAAAAACAACAACAACAACGAUGGCGGACAGACAGGGUAUUCUUUACGUUUGUUUUGCCCUUUUGGGGCUAAUUUCAGCCUUGCAAGUGAACCUUAUUUUUUACAACUACAUCCACCGGUCAGCAGCUCACAGAGGCGUCUGCUGCAGCCCAAUACUUUUUUGGGAGAGCAAUCGUAACGUUAACGUUAGGCGUUUUAAAGUUCGCCAGAAGCGUAAGUUUUGGGUCAAACCCGGUCGGACCAGCAAGUGGUGGGACAACUUCGUUAGAGGGGCUGUGCCUGCAGAUGAAUGGAAGCUAAACUUUCGUAUGUCAAAGCGGCACCACCACAGAUAGGAUUGAGUUUGAAGGCUACGUGUGGACGCAGAUAUUUUUUUGAACUAACACGUGUGGACAGGUACAUUUAUUUAGACGGGAGAACAAAAAUAUCCAGAUAAAUAAAUAUCCGCCUUCGUGUAGUUCGGGCCUGAGUGCUUCCGAGUGUCAUCUCCAGUCCAGUCCUGCACGACACCAUCUAUACCCAAGUGCUUCUGCAUGGUACCACCUCCUGUCUGAUCAUCUCUGAGGCCUCAUCUCAUCUAAAGCCGAGUUCUGCUUUCACAGUGUCCACCACAGAGGUCUCCAUGAAACGAGGGAUUUCACUUUGAUCGGAGAGUCUGAUGGUUUCAUUUACUGGAAAAUGAAAAGGUGAGCGGACCCUGAGCCUGUUACAGACUCUCAGCUUUUCCUUCUCCUCCACGAUCUUUUCCGACCACCAACUGGACCUGAAACUCAAAGAGAGAAAUCUGAUGGAAACGUUUGAAUGUCUGUGAAAGGAAAGAAAACUGAAGAACAAAUGUGAGUGAAGUGACAUGUGCAGAGAGGGAGAAGUUCAGAGCAGGAGACAUGAAAGCUUCUGCGGUCAAAUUAACUUUAAAAUUAGACCCUCCAUCCUAGAUCCUGAUCAGACGUCUCUGCUCUGAGCCCCGGAGCGCGAAGGAAACUUAUCAGCAGAAAACGUGUUUUUUGAUCAGAAACGAGUCGUUUCUGCAGCAGCCAGUAAAAAGAAAGAGAGGAAGUGGAGGUCAGAGAGGGACGGAGCGAGGAGAGGGGACAGAUAAAGACCAGAACCUCUGAGAGACGAGCAGAGGCGUCUGAGACCAGAGCUGAAUACCAACGAGGAGGAGGAGGAGGAGGAGGCCUGCAGGGUCACAACAAAGCCCAGAGACGCCGACACCACAACGCCGCUCUGACAUUCUGUCUGAAGUCGGCGCUGACCCGAAUCAGGCUGAAACGACGCCUCUGAGCUGUGUGUUCAAACCCGGUCCUGUCUCUGAACUUCACCACACAUUAGUCUGAAGACCCCCCCCCCCUCAUUAGAGCUGCUCUGGAUGAAAAACCAGAACUCAGUCUGGGUCUUUAAAAGGGUCUCUUUGUAGUUCUGUUGGUUCUGAUCGUAUAAGAGUCCAUCCUGUUUCCGAUCCAACUGAGACACUCGGAAAAACAUUUUGUUUCCCGCUUUAAUCACGACGUACUCAAACAUAGACGAGUGAAGAGGCUUCGAGACCACCUCCCACAGGGGUCACCCUCAGGACCAGAGACCCCAGACUGAGACUGACCCCUGUGAGAUCAUGGUGGGCAGACAGAAAAACCAGGACCCUCUCUUAGGCCAGAUGUGGUUCACUGUGACACACUAAAACCAGGACCAACAGGUCCCAAAAGUCUGCGUUUGAUGAACUGGGUCAUAAUGAAGUCCACGACCAACUGGUCCUGGUCUCGGCAUCAGGACUAAAGUUUGAGUCUGUCAGUGAACAAGAACCGUCACAGUCCUCACAGACUGAUUCAGAGAAGAGCUGAAGGAACGACGGCCGAUAAAAUCACCACCUGAGGCUUUAAAGGGGGAGGAGAAAGGAGCGCAGGAUGUUCAGCUGAGACCGCCGCCGUCAGCGCUGAGGAGACGAACUCACAGCAGUCAGUGACUACAGGUGUCAGGAUGGGACUGAGGUCCAGAAGAUCUGUGUGUCUGUGUGUGUUUGUGUUUGUUUUUGUGUGUGUGUGUUUGUGUGUGUUUGUGUUUGUGUGUUUGUUUGUGUGUGUGUGUGUGUGUGUGUGUGUGUGUGUGUGUUUGUUUGUGUUUGUGUGUUUGUGUGUUUUUGCAUGAGCCUCAGAUCAGAAUCAGUUUGUGGUUCCAUAUUUUCAUAUUUUCAUAUUUUCAUAUUUUCAUAAACAGCAGAGCAAACAGAGUUUCUGUUCUCUGCAGAAUCAGCCUUUUGUUUGGACUCUCUGUAGGUGUGUGAGUGUGUGUGUGUGUGUGUGUUUGCGUGUGUUUGCGUGUGUGUGUGUGUGUGUGUGUGUGUGUGUGUGUGUGUGUGUGUGUGUGUGUGUGUGUGUGUGUGUGUGUGUGUUAUUUGCAUGCAUCCCUCCAUCACGCUCUCUUGAAGGUUGGAUGUGAGUUUUGACACGUUUCAGAGCCUCCAGUAAAAACAGGACUCAGCACAAAGCCGCUCUGUCUCCGAUCUCGUCUGUCUGAGACACUGAGACACUGAGACUGAUGAGCAGAUGUGUCUUUGAGGGGACGAUGUUUGAAAAGGGUUAAUCCGCUGUUUAUUUUCCUCCCACUGACCCAGAGAGACGUUGACUUUCCCCGUCAUUAAAGCGUCGGCGUGUCAGGGAGAGAAAACUGUGGAUGAGAGGAACAUGCAGAGACACGAGACACCAACAACAACCUCAGUCAGUUAUCUGGAGACAGACACUAAUGAGAAACUCAGAGAGGAUCCUGGAACCUGGUCCUGCAGUACCUGAACUGACAGACAGGUCUAACACGGGUCUGAAGAUCUGAUCCAGGUCUGAGAAGGACUCACACAGACAAUCCAGGGACCCCGACAAAGACCCAAGGACAGGUCUCUGUGGAAACUUUAGAGAACUUUAUGGGGACCUGGAGAAAACCUGAAGGUACAUAAAAACAGAGUUCCUCAUAUUCGACACGAAAGUCCACGACCCGGAGCUUCUGGUGUGUUGUUGUAGUUCCUGUUUUUUCUGGUCUCUGAAACCAGGACUGAGCCUGAACGUCUCUGAGCUCCGACUCCUUCAGGGUCUAUAAAUAAACUGCAGAUUGGUCUGAGCAGUCAGAGCUGAUCUGAGAUCUGACGGCCGGCCUGAAGACGUGUUUCUUAAAUCACAGUAAUUGUGUUUUUUCUCUCUCAGAUCUGUCUGCAGGGAGGAACGGCGGCUGAUAAGCUCUAUGGAGAAACGAUGUGAUUUGUUGAUUUUAUGAGUGUUUUCCCGCCGCGUCGCUCGCUCGCUCCUUGGCAGCCGACAGCUUGAUCUGAUUUAUCAUUUUCAGCAGCGAGGCGCGCUCUGGAAGUGAGACCAGCGUGAAUUUAUGCCUUUAGGCAGCCAGACGUUCAGCGUCUGAGUGAGUCUGAGCAUGCUGUCAGAGACCAUGCUCACACACACACACACACACACACACACACACACACACACACACACACACACACACUCACACACACACACACACACACACACACACACACACACUCAUGACGUCCAUAAAACCUCCUUAUCUUUCGUCUCUUCAGGAGUUUUUCAAACUUCUGUCAUGAACGGGUUCAACCGCAGAGUAACAGUUACACUCCAGUCCAGCAGGUGGCAGUACCACCACUCACCCCCAAAUUUCCAUCAUGUCUGGAACAGCUUCAAGUUUUUGCCGUCCAACAGUUCCUACCAGAUCCGUUUGUGAGGCGAAUUUUCGCAGAGGAUUACAGACAGCAGGAAACAUGAGAACUCACAAAAAGCUGCAGAUUCACGUUCAAUCACACGAUAACAAGUCGUCUCUCUAAAGACAGACACAUAGACAUAUAAGCAGUAGAUUGUGUCCUUCCAGUGGUGGAAAUCUACUUCUAGACUUCUAGAAUCAGCAUCUCCUCAUCCAUGGUGUCAUCGGGGUGAAAUGACGUCUAAAAACCUUUCACUUGUUCGUCUCCGCCCGUAAUGUGAAAUAAGAUCCGCCGGAUGUUUUAUUUUGUGUCUGUGCCCGACUUCCUUUCCAGCACGGGUUCAUCUGUGCUGAAUUUAUCCGCCAUGCUCCGGCGUCCAGAAAAAAUAGAACUCUUGUGAUCAGCUGAGGAGUCCGGCGAUCCGCAGAGGAACGGAAAGAAGUCGGUGUAAAUUGACACGUUAACUUGAAUGGUUACGAUCAGCUACGAUCGGAGGAUACGACCUUUUAGGAGACGAUCAGCUUCUGACAAACACGUGAAACUGUGUGAGAGAGCUGCUGUUAAUCAGCUGUUUAAUGAGUGUGAUCGCCACUUCAUUCAGUCAACAGCUGUGAACUACAGUCACCUGAUCACCGUCUCAUUAGCAGGCUAAACACCAGAGCGAAGUGUGUGUGUGUGGGUCAGAGGAGUGUGUAUCUGUGUGUGUGUGUGUGUGUGUGUGUGUGUAUGUGUGUGUGUAUGUGUGUGUGUCCUUGUUCAUUAACACACUGUUGUGUCCUGCAGCUGUAAGAUCAGCCUACACUUCCAGUGAACUGAUCCCAAGUUCAACCGGUCCACCCACUGUGCAUGUGUGCAUGUGUGUGUGCAUGUGUGUGUGUGUGCAGAUUCACACACACGUCCUGGUGAAUGCAGCGUUCAGCCCACACCUCCCACAGGCUGUAAAAAUCUCUCUAUUGUUCGUUCGUCUCUCUGGUGCUCAGAUCAGCAGGUCUGAAGGACUGGAUCUGCAGACUCAUGGGGGUACUGUACAUUUCUGCAGGUGACCUUUGACCUCCUGUCACCAGUGAUUAAUCGCUCACUCCACUUUGUCGGCACACUGGCUGUUACAAGUUACCGUGACUCUUCGAUGAUCCACAGGGAAACUGUCUUCCCUCUCGCCCCCUGUUGGUCUGGAGGAACAUCAAGAAGUUUAGAUCAAGUUCAAAAUCUGACAGUUAACGAUCAUUCUGAGCUGAUCCACAGUUCAGGGUCUCCUUGGUCCUGGUUUUGGGGUCCUGACUCUCCAAAUAUUUUCAAAGGAGGACAAGUCUGGACCACAUUAGUCCAGUUUCUCAGCAGCAGGACUCUUCUCCUACAGAGCCAUGCAGCUGUAAUCCCUGUUGUCAGAAUGUGGUUUGUCGUUGUCUGGAUGGAAGCAGAUGUUGUUCCUGAACUUGGAGAUGUUGUUCCUCUGUAAGACCUUUUUACACGUUUAAGUUAUUGAACAAGUUCAAUAAAGUUUGACUGAUCUGACUGUUUUGUUCGGCUUCAUGCGCUUUAUAAUCCGGUAUAAUAAUAAUAGACGGGAAUAGACGCGUUCGUUGAUGGUGCGCCUUAUAGUACGAAAGUACCCGAAGUAUUUACAGAAAAAAACAUUUGUUGCCUCGGCUGAUUUUUUUAUGCUCACAUGACCCUAAAUACAUUUUACAAUUCACACUCAUCUAUUUUUAGUCACAAACGCGAGUCAAACGGUCGCACUGUCGAGCCCCGUCUAUACUGAAAAUGAUUCCCAGAGUUCAGUGUUCUGUUUUUACUGAAUCUUCCACAGCGUCUGAACUAACCUGGUAUAGGAUCGAUGGACAGAUGACGUUCUGGUGGUUCUGGUGUUUAUCAGGUUUUGAAAUGAGAAUUAUCGUUCCUGUUUUUGAGCUUUGAUGAAGUUUGGAUGUUAAAACAUGAUUUCAGCAGGUGAAGGUGGGUCACACUGUUAUUUUACAAAGAACCAUCAGUGGUUUCAGAUUUUAUUUCUUUAAUCUGAUCAUUUAUUUCUACCAGAGAAAAUCAUUUAUAAUCGUUUCAGAGGAAAACGCUUCAGGCUGUCGACUCCUGAAAAACCUUCCUAACCUCAGCAAGUUCAGACACCGGGAACUCAGCCAGUCCUCCCUCUCUCUCUCUCUCUCUCUCUCUCUCUCUCUCUCUCUCUCUCUCUUUUCUCUGUCUCUCUGUCUCUCUCUCUCUCUCUCUCUCUCUCUCUCUCUCUCUCUCUCUCUCUCUCUCUCUCUGUGCUCGCUCGGCCGGCUCUCAGCUCGGCUCACACAGGAAUGUCAUUAAGGCGUUUUAAUGUUCCUCACUGUUCGGCCUUUACCAUUAUGGAAUGUAAAACAACAAAGAGAGCUUUGACAGAGAAACUCGGGCUCGGCUUUCUGCUGCCGCCAACAAACAGGAAAAAAGAGGAGCUGGAAUCACAACGGAGCAAAAAGGGAGGAUGAAGGAAAAAGUGAAGAAAGAGGAAGGAUAGAAUAAAAGGGGGAAACAAGAAGCUUAAAAAAGGAAGGAGGAAAAGACUGAAAAUUAAAGGACAGAAAAUUUCCUCAAGUAAAAGAAAAGAAACAAAAAAAGGAGUGAAGAGAAAAAAGAGAAAAGGAAUCAAUAACUCAGAAUAUCUCUGGAAUGAGACGAUGAGACACAGAAAGACAAAUACAGGAGGUAACGAGGGUGAGGAGACAAACUCAGGCCGCAGGUGUGACAAGAACCAGACAGGAACAAGAGUUAGAGAACUACAAAAUAAAAGAGGAAGGACAUGAAACAUGAACGUGUCAAAAUAAAGGAAACUUAGCAGACAUGAUGGAGUGAUGAAAGUGAGGGAAGGAAAAGAGAGAGAGAGACAAAGAUAAGGAGGAGAAGAAGAAAGACAAAAAUGUAACAUGAAGAUAAAAAAGAUGGAGGGAUGUAAAAAGAAGGAUAAUUAAAAACAGACUGAAGGAGAAACAGACGACAAAACAGGUGAAUGAAGAAAGAGAGAAAGAAGGAGAAGAAAAGACAAACAGGACGGUUAAAAACAGGGAGAGAGAGAAAAGACUGAUGUGAUCCCCCCCUCACUGAAGGUCACAGGUGGGUCCAGCUGAGGGGUUCCUGAGGGGCGGAGCUAAAGCCGCCGUUUGGCAGACUGACUCUGACUUCAUUAACUGAUCUUAAUGUUUCGGUCCAGAGCUCGUUUACUUCCUGUUCUCGUUUGUUCCCGCCGUUGGCCCGAGGGGACUCAGCCAAAUAAACACUCUGCGUCGCUCUGCUGGCAGGAAUCAGCUGCUCCGAAAACUUGGCGUCCGCUCCGGGUCUCAGAUGACAGAGACUGGCAGACUCUUAAUGGAGUCCGUGUUGCUGGUCUGGACUCGGCGCUGGCUGCUGAGCGUCAGAUCCACGCUGGAGACAGACGGUGUUUACUGUCGGAGCUGGAGCUUCAGAAACAGAUGAAUGUGAACAUCUGGACAAACACCUGCUGGAGCUCCACCCACCAACAGACUCUGCAGCCACUCAAAGCUGGAUCCGGUUUUUUACUCCACAGGGACCCAGUCUGACCCUCCAGAGGGUCUGUGUGUAAAAAGGUUCUGGACUUGUGUCUCUGAAGAACCUUCACCGCACAUCAACAAAGUUCUGCUUUGGUUCCUGACUGGCUGAGGUCCAAGUCAUUGUUUCAAAGGGGUCCGGGACCCUCAUAGAGAUCCACAGGAACCUGGUCCAGGGACAAAACCAGAACUUUAAAAGGUCCAUUUUCUGACCAGGGACAGUCCAACACAAACCGUGUUUGUGAGCAGAUACCACACACACACACACACACACACACACACACACACACACACACACAGCAGUCAGUGGGGCUAAUCCUCUCUAAACAGCGCGGUGGGACAGUUUUCAGUCUUCAGGGCCGAGGACACAGAAGCAGCUGGAGGGUGUGAUGUGACGCAAGGCGGAGGAAAUCCAGGGACUUAGUGUGGAUCAGUGAGGACCACAGAGUCCACAGCAGAGAAACAUGGAGGAGGGUCCUCUUUAGACCUCAAAGAGAUCCAGCAUGGUCUGGAUCCAGAAGCGUCCCCCAUGGUUUAUGUUGACCCGGCUUUUUAGCUCUUGUCCGGUCUACCUCCGUUUUAAGCGCCCGUUAUUCCUCCAGAGUCUCCGGUAUUUACUUUGUUUUCUUGCUUGUGUCGGCAGUCGUGGCCAAAGGAGGAUUCAGACAAUUUUCCGAACUUUCUGGUUGGUUUCUACUGUCCGAUAUUGUAGCACGCUAACUUUGUUUGGGCUCCUGAACGACACGGGGGAGCAGCGUCUGCCUCACAACCAAUCAGGUUAGAGGAGGUGGAGAACGGCUUUGUUUACAGUCAGAAAGAGCGGACCGCUCAAAAAUGUUCAAAUGUUGACGACACAGACAGAAGAGAACACAGAGAUAUCGAUAUAUUACCAAAUAAUCAAUAACUAAUAACUAUUGACUGAUAUUAGAAGAUUUUUUGUAAAUAAACAAAAUAAAAAGAUUCUUUAACAGAUUCCUGACGACUCCACCUUUAACGUUUACUUCAUUAAAUGUCACUGGGACACAGUCUUGGACUGACAACGCGUUUCUGCAUAAGUCGAGGAGCUUACACACACACACACACACACACACACACACACACACACAGACACACACACACACACACACACACACACACACACACACACACACAGACACACACACACACACUCAGUGGUUAACAGUCACGAUGAUGACAGACGACAGGAACCUUUGAAAUCUGAAAAAGGAGGAGGGGGGCGAUAAUUGCUGAGCCCUCUUUGUCUCUCAACACUUCUCCUCCUACUCCUGUUUAGUCCAUCAACACACACUCACACACACACACACACACACACACACACACACACACACACACACACACACACACACACACACACACACACACAUUUUGAGUGGUCCUCAUGUCCUCUUUGUAAUUAGUCUUUGCAGAAAAAUCAUGUUUUCAUGUCGAGAAUAAAAACAACCGUCCACACGGUCAUAAAAAUAUUAAACAUUAAUAAUAAUGAACUUUUUUAUCACUAAGUACUCUGUGUUCAAAAACACACUCUAAAAAAAAGAACAUGUCAAAUAUCUGAUCAGAGAGCUUCAGUUUAACAGGCUUUUAUUUUGAAACUCUAAACAGUUUACUGAGGAGAUGCUGACAGGAGUAAACUGGUCAAAGCCGGAUUACUGACGGACUCUGUGCCGGACUGUCAGACUCUCAGACGGAGCUGAGUCGGGAUAAACGUCCAAAAUCCUCAGCUCAGAAAAAAAGACCGAGACCAGGACUGUUCUGUCCACGGGUCUUUGACUGAAAUACUUGUGGGGUAAACACAGCUGUUCAGUCCACGAUGUGGAUCCAUCUGAUCCUCCUGUGAACCAAAGACAUCCAGCUGGCAGAGACGUGUCCGUCUGAGAUAUCCUCCACUUUAACAUCCACUCAUGUCCAGAUUUACGGACCAUGAGGACGUCUUUAUGACCUGGGACACAGAGACAAGCUGAAAUAUCUGAACCCUCACCUUAGACAUGUUCAGGAGGGUCAUCUAUCACCGGGUCUUUACAGAGUCCGUCUGUCUGCUCAUAGUUAACCCGUCUGCACACCUGUCCCCCUUCUGUCCGAUCUCCUCAUGUCUCUCAGCGCACCUUCACCUGUCUGUGUCUGUCUGUGUCUGUCCAUCUGUCUGUGUCUGUCUGUGUCUGUCCAUCUGUCUGUGUCUGUCCAUCUGUCUGUGUCUGUCCAUCCGUCUGUCCGUCUGCCUCUGGAACCAGGACUCAGUUUUAAAGCUGGUCUCUCUCCUCUGGGUUUCACUCUGAUGCUGAAAGUCGUAGUUUAGGUUUUAAAUACUAGAAUCAUCUUUCAUGUCCACAGUGUCUCUCUAGUAUAGAUGUCUCUAUAGUUCAUGUCCACAGUGUCUCUCUAGUAUAGAUGUCUCUAUAGUUCAUGUCCACAGUGUCUCUCUAGUAUAGAUGUCUCUAUAGUUCAUAUCCACAGUGUCUCUCUAGUAUAGAUGUCUCUAUAGUUUCGUAUCCACAGUGUUCUUCUGGUAUAGAUGUCUCUGUAGAUCAUACCCUCAGUGUCUCUCUAGUAUAGAUGUCUCUCUAGUUUCAUAUCCAGAGUGUCUCUCUAGUAUAGAUGUCUCUCUAGUUUCAUAUCCACAGUGUCUCUCUAGUAUAGAUGUCUCUCUAGUUUCAUAUCCACAGUGUCUCUCUAGUAUAGAUGUCUCUCUAGUUUCAUAUCCUCAGUGUCUCUCUAGUAUAGAUGUCUCUCUAGUUUCAUAUCCACAGUGUCUCUCUGGUAUAGAUCUCUCUAUAGUUCAUAUCCAGAGUGUCUCUCUAGUAUAGAUGUCUCUAUAGUUCAUAUCCACAGUGUCUCUCUAGUAUAGAUGUCUCUAUAGUUCAUGUCCACAGUGUCUCUCUAGUAUAGAUGUCUCUAUAGUUCAUAUCCACAGUGUCUCUCUAGUAUAGAUGUCUCUAUAGUUUCGUAUCCACAGUGUUCUUCUGGUAUAGAUGUCUCUGUAGAUCAUACCCUCAGUGUCUCUCUAGUAUAGAUGUCUCUCUAGUUUCAUAUCCAGAGUGUCUCUCUAGUAUAGAUGUCUCUCUAGUUUCAUAUCCACAGUGUCUCUCUAGUAUAGAUGUCUCUCUAGUUUCAUAUCCACAGUGUCUCUCUAGUAUAGAUGUCUCUCUAGUUUCAUAUCCACAGUGUCUCUCUAGUAUAGAUGUCUCUCUAGUUUCAUAUCCACAGUGUCUCUCUGGUAUAGAUGUCUCUAUAGUUCAUAUCAACAGUGUUCUUCUGGUAUAGAUGUCUCUGUAGAUCAUAAAUGCAGAAAAUAAAAACCAUCACAGUCCAAGUCUUCGAUGACCUGCAGACCUGGUUUUGAUGGACAUCUCUCUGCCCUGAAAUCACCGACACUAACGAACAAAGUCCAUCAUAGAUCUCAGUGAUGGACUCAGGGGUCCAGGGGUCCAGGUCUCUGCGGCUCAGACGGGGAUGAUCCAGCAGGUCUAAACCAACACUGAGGUGUUUGUGUCUGUGGGUCUGAACCUGAGCUCCUCACUGACGGAUGUUUUUGUUGGAAUGUGGACACGGCCGGGAUUACCCGGGUAAUCCUGGACCAGAACCACGCUAAUCCCCAACCUCACACCUCUGGACAUGACUGUGUGUGUGUGUGUGUGUGUGUGUGUGAAGGGUCUGAACUCUGCCUCAUGUGGUCCAGGUUCAGCCCACCUGGAGUUCCUGAUGUUCUCGAUGACUGUAGAUUAUCUCAGAGCGUCCUCACUGAUCCCAGCUCUGCUCCUUUUUGUCCCUCUCAAUCUGCCGUACAGUGUCUGGAGUUCGGCGAGGGCUCGGUGACCGGGGACAUGUGCGAGGAUCUGUGUGUGCUCGGUCUGGUCGAGUACAAACGCUGCCUCUACUACGAGAACGGCAAGAAGGUGAUCGAGGCGCGAUGGCGAGGAAACCCGGUCAUCCUCAAGUCCAAACUGGAGAACUUCUCCUCCUACGAGCCUCUGGGGAUUCUGGAGUACCAGGUGACGUCUGUGUCUCAUCUCUGGUUCUCUCUGUCAGUCAAGAACCUUUCAAAGUGGGUUUCCUGUUUCUAUGGAGCUCCACUCGUCUGUUAUUGACCUCCUCUUCUUCUCUCAUGAUUUAACCUUCUCUGUUUUUGUUCUCAGGACACAGCGGAGGACCUCUCUCCUUUGGACGUGGUUUUUUAUGCAACUAUGGAAGUGAGUCAGAUCGGACGUGAGGUCUCGACAACACGUCUUCUUCAUCAGCGUCUGCAGACAGAAAGAAAACUAACUUUUCCCUCUCUCCUGAUCUCAGGUGAGGAACUCUCUGGGGCUGGCUGAGGAAGACGAUGAUGAGGAAGGAGGCGGAGGAGGAGGGAGUAACAGCUCUCUGGCCAGACUGUGGGGGAAGAAGCUGAAAAACCGAGAUAAGAGUUACUCCAGAGCGGAGCUGGCCUCGCUCUGGUCUCUGCUGCAGCAGGAGGAGUACACCUUCCUCAGGUAAACACGGGUCCACCAAACAUCCUGAGACUCUGGAUCUGGACUUUAAUCCAGCCGGAUCCAUCCAUCUCUGUUUUCAUUCACAACUUGUCUUCUAGUGAUUUGACCUUCAGUUUUUACCCAAAGUAAAAGUCAGAGACUUUAAAUCCGCCUACCAGCCUCUUCCUGCAGUUUCUGCCAAAUCAGAGUCUGAGUCCUUGAAAGAGAGAGAAAGGUUCUGGGCAGAGCUGGAGGACCAACAGAGACGGACAGACGGGACAAAGACGCUCCGACAUCCUAACAGGCUGGACGCCAAAACUCCACAAGUCCGAAAAUAAAACCGACAAGUGAGGCGAGCCGCUAAUCUGCAGACCGAGCUGCAGAGACGAAGACAGGAGGACCUGAGGGACUUCAGAGACUGUAGACCUGAACCGCAGAAGUGAGGAGGUAUCCUUAACGACAAAUACGACAAAUAAACAUGUGAAGAGAAGAGGAGCUGGAGAGGAGGAGAGGAGAGCAUCAGCAAAGACACCGGUAAAACCAGGAACGGCACAGAGAGGAGGAGCUGGAGAGGAGGAGAGGAGAGCAUCAGCAAAGACACCGGAAAAACCAGGAACGGCACAGAGGGGAGGAGCUGGAGCGGAGGAGGGGAGAGCAUCAGCAAAGAGACCGGUAAAACCAGGAACGGCACGGAGAGGAGGAGCUGGAGCGGAGGAGGGGAGAGCAUCAGCAAAGACACCAGUAAAAACCAGGAACGGCACAGAGAGGAGGAGCUGGAGUCGGAGGAGAGGAGAGCAUCAGCAAAGACACCGGUAAAACCAGGAACGGUACAGAGAGGAGGAGCUGGAGCGGAGGAGGGGAGAGCAUCAGCAAAGACACCGGUAAAACCAGGAACGGCACUGGGAGGAGGAGCUGGAGCGGAGGAGAGGAGAGCAUCAGCAAAGACACCGGUAAAACCAGGAACGGCACAGAGAGGAGGAGCUGGAGCGGAGGAGGGGAGAGCAUCAGCAAAGACACUGGUAAAACCAGGAACGGCACAGAGAGGAGGAGCUGGAGCGGAGGAGGGGAGGGGAGAGCAUAAGCAAAGACACCGGUAAAUCCAGGAACGGCACAGAAAGGAGGAGCUGGAGCGGAGGAGGGGAGAGCAUAAGCAAAGACACCGGUAAAACCAGGAACGGUACAGAGAGGAGGAGCUGGAGCGGAGGAGGGGAGGGGAGAGCAUAAGCAAAGACACCGGUAAAACCAGGAACGGCACAGAGAGGAGGAGCUGGAGUCGGAGGAGAGGAGAGCAUCAGCAAAGACACCGGUAAAACCAGGAACGGCACAGAGAGGAGGAGCUGGAGCGGAGGAGGGGAGAGCAUCAGCAAAGACACCGGUAAAACCAGGAACGGCACAGAGAGGAGGAGCUGGAGUGGAGGAGGGGAGAGCAUCAGCAAAGACGCCGGUAAAACCAGGAACGGCACAGAGGGGAGGAGCUGGAGCGGAGGAGGGGAGGGGAGAGCAUCAGCAAAGACACCGGUAAAACCAGGAACGGCACAGAGAGAAGGAGCUGGAGUGGAGGAGGGGAGAGCAUCAGCAAAGACGCCGGUAAAACCAGGAACGGCACAGAGGGGAGGAGCUGGAGCGGAGGAGGGGAGGGGAGAGCAUCAGCAAAGACACCGGUAAAACCAGGAACGGCACAGAGAGGAGGAGCUGGAGUGGAGGAGGGGAGAGCAUCAGCAAAGACACUGGUAAAACCAGGAACGGCACAGAGAGGAGGAGCUGGAGUGGAGGCGGAUUGUAAAACUGUUUGUAGAUGAAGUAGGAGGAGCAGGAAGGCUGACGACGUUCUAAUGAAACUUCCUUCUUCACAUUUAUAAUGGAGGUGAUCAGCUGAUAUUGACCGGUGUUCAGAUCAGCUGAUGUCAUGAUCGUUUCUCCUGGUUUUGUUAUUGAGAACAUUGUGAGUUUUUCCUCGUGUUCCUGUUUUGUGUUCAGUCUUUGAGGUCCAGACUGUGACCCUCCAUCUUCCUCUUCUGUCCUCAGAGUCCUGCAGGACCUCAGCACCCAUGUGGCCAAAGUGCUGGGCUCCUGCGGUCACUUCUACGCUGUGGAGUACCUUUCAGCUGGACACGCCUGGGACCAGAACAUCUUCUCCCUGGAGGACGUGGCUGUUUCCGGGCUGCCGGGUCCGGGCCGAACCGGAGCUGGGGCCGGGGCCAGGGGGAGGUGGACCACCAGGGAGAUGGUUCACCGCAUCGCGCUGAGUUUCCUGGACAUGGUCUGGCACUUUGACAACGACUUCUCCCACAAACUGCACCUGUGCGACAUCAAGCCGGAGAACUUCGCCAUCAGGAAGGACCUGACGGUGAGUUUUCAUCACGGUCAGGGUGAUUGGAAAUGACCUUCUGUCCUCCAGAAGGACCACAGAGCCGCUCUGAAAGGGUUCGGUGUUUUCAGAGGAUGUGAUGGAUGUAAACAGAUUAGAGGCCGAGCAGAUACAAAGGUAAAAGGGUUUUUUAAAGCCAUUAGACGGAGGAGAGAUCGGAGAGCAGACAGACGACUACGUGAGGCUUUUCCUGAGGAGAGAUUAUUCAGGCUGAAGCAGAAGAAGUGACCCCGCCUGCAGGAAAGACAAGGUCACACACACAAACACAGAAACACACACAAACACACACACAAACACACACAGAAACACAGAAACACACACAGAAACACACACAAACACACAGAAACACAGAAACACACACAAACACACACAAACACACACAGAAACACACACAAACACACACACAAACACACACAAACACACACACAAACACAGAAACACACACAGAGACACACACACAAACACACACAUUUAUCAAACUUCACCGUUACAGUCAGAAAAAAUGACCUUUUUUCCUCUAAAACAAACUAAAGCUGAGAGACAGAGUCAGAGUUAGAGUCAGUUUUCUGAUCCAGACCACAGUCAUGUAAAAGCAUGUUAGAUCUGAGCGCUGCACCACCAACAAUCACAGCUGGAUCAGGAUGACGGGCCAACAGGCUGAAAAACAGCCAGAUAGAGUUUGUGGUUCCAACAAACGUCAGUGAAAACAGAACUCUUACUGUUCCCUCCGGUGUUAACAGGUUCGAGCCUCCAUUAAAGUCCUGACGCAGAGCAGCUUGAGGCCCUCGCUGUUGUGGUGCCAGGAGUGUAAACACUUUUAUUUGAAGAGAGAAAUCUCAUAAAAACUGAAAGGUUUUCAGCGUCAGAACACAAACGCUGUCUUUGAGGAAAGAUUCGACUGUGUCUGCGGUCUGAAAACAGAUGAAUCCAGGAGGAGUCUGUCCUCGGACCUUCAGCUCUGCAGUCAAUCAGCUGUGACUCAGUUUCCUUUUCAGUUUCACUUCAGAGUUUUUUUCUGCAGGUCGUGGCGAUCGACGUGGACAUGGCGUUCUUCGAGCCGAAGAUGAGGGACAUCCUAGACCAGAACUGCAGCAGCGACGAAGACUGUAACUUCUUUGACUGUUCGUCCAGGUGUAACCUGAACAAACGCAGGUGCAGCCCCCGCCGCCGCAACAGUAACCUGCAGGUGAGCCAGAGCCGGGCCGCUGAUACCCGAGAGCACGGUGAUGAUUCAUGUGAAACUAAAGCAGGAAACUUCAGUCCAGAAAAAACACCGUCCACCCUCAGACAUCCCAGAAUUCAAGAUUAUUGUCGAAUUAUUAUUUUCUGUUCAGUGCAAAAAAAAAUUAACUGUAAAUCUUAAAUUACUAAAUACAAACAGCACAUUCGUAGUAAAACAUCUUUCUUUACACUUAAUAUUAAUUAAUGCCUUCACAGAAGUUUAGAUGAAUUAAAUUAAUCUGCUGGAAUCAUUUUUAAGAUAAUUUCUAAUUUUCCUUCAACAUCUAAGAGACGUUUUACAUCAACUGUGAAAAACUUACAUUAAGUGACACAAAAAAAGUGUCAACUCCCUUUAACACAUUUAAAAUUAUCAAUCAGUUUAUCAGUCAGACCGUAUCUCUGUGGGACUUUUCAUUCACACAUCGAAAUAUAUUAAAAACAGACAAAAUCCUGAAAUAUUCAGAAUUUUUUUGUUUUUUCAUUUUGUUAUUUAAUAUAAUAACAAAAACAAAAUUUUAAACAACAGAUCGAAAAAUAAUGAAAUAUUUAGAAAAUGAAGAAAUUAAAACAGAAGAAAGACUCAAAAAAACUGGAAGUGAGGACACGCUGUCAUGAGUUUAAAGAGAGGGACACUGGAGGUCAGACAAAGAUCUGAAAACUCAAGACAGGAGAUCAAUUAAACAAUAUCAAUUAACUUUAAAAAUGAAGGAAUAAGUAAAAUAAUAAUUUUAUUUUAAAACUAAUAGAUGAAUAAAUAAAAAGGAUAAAAAAGACUAAGAUUUUACAAUUCAGCCGAUGAAUAAAUAAAAUAAAACACAAAGUUGAUCAGAGAUUAUAAAUAAAUUAAAGUUUAAUAAAUAGUUCAAUAAGAUAGACGAGGAUUUAAAGUAAAGAAAAAUAAAUAAAUAAAAUACAUGAACUCGGAGAUGGAGUUAUCUGAAUCAUGAAACGUUUAUCAAAUUUAAAUGAGUUUUAUUCAUUUAAAUUUGUUUCCUUUAAAUCCGUCUUUAUUUUGCUCUCUACCACAGAAGGGUAAACAGUUUUUUCUUUAAACUUUUGUUUAAACAGUUUGAGGAUGUGGUGUGUUGGACUCUCUUUAUUUUAAACUGUUUAUUUUCACUAUCAAAAGUUUUUUUUUUUUAAUGACUUUACAACGAAAAAUUUCAUCUUCUGAUCGUUUUUACUUUAAUUUUUUAAACUGAAAUAUUCAGAUGUUUUUAUCAUAAAUCUUUAGUUACUCGUUUAACACGGAGAGUUAAAACAUGAACUCUUGGCUUAGUUUUAUAUUCUGUUUCUUUCCGAUCAGUGCUCACCUUUAUGUCUUUAUUUCUUAUUUUCAGUUAUUUUUAUGAAACAAUGAUUUUUGUUGUUUGCAAUACCUUUCUUUUACAUGAUGUAUUUUUAUUAUUAUUACAGUUUUAGUGUGUUUAAACUGACAUUAGUAAUUCAAGUUUUUAUUGAAGGUGUGAAAAGAAACUGGAUUAUUGUGAAAUGUUUAAAGUUUAUCAGUUCGUCAACUUAAAUCAUAAUAUUCAGUUUUUCACAAAAAGAAAAUAUCUGCAGGAAUCUCAAAUUAUUUUGUUUUAAGAAAAAGGAAUAAAUUAAAACUAUUAAUACCAAUUCUAUUACUAUCAAUUUGUGAUAUAAUUCUUUAUUGUAAAACUGUAUAAUUAAAGUUAUAUAACAAAUAUAACAAAAGUUUAUCAGAAGAAAACACAGCUACUCUAUAUGAUAAUAAUAACAUUAAUUAUAAUAAUAAUGAUAAUAAUACUAAUUAAAAUAAUAACUAUAACAACAACAUUAAUAAUAAAACUAAUAAUAAUAAAAGUAAUUAUAAAAUAAUAAUAAUAAUAAUAAUAAUAAUAAUAAUAAUAAUAACUAUAACAACAACAACAUUUAUAAUCAAACUAAUAAUAAUAAUAAUAAUAAUAAUAAUAAUAAUAAUAAUAAUAAUAAUAAUAAUUAAAAAAAACUAAUAAUAAUAAUAAUAAUAAUAAUAAAAACAAAUAAUAAUAAUAAUAAUAAUUAUAAAAUUAAUGCAAACUAACGACACUUUGCAGCAUCGGCCUCGCAGACUCACACAAAAUGUCCGAGUUUGGGUCCCAAAGGCCAAGUCGAGUAUCACCGUCAUCGCCGUCAUCGCCGUGACAACAGCCGGACAGACUCUCAUCGCCCUUCUGGCUCCUGUAUCAUGUGUCACAUGAUACCUGCAUUCAUGGGAGGAGAGUAUGCAUUAAUAGGAGAUGGAGGGAAAAUGUUUUCCUGCAGGUGAUGACGGGAUGUGCACAAACAUCUGAUGAAGAAGAGAAGGAGGCGGCAGACGAUGAAAACAGAGAAGAGAAACGCAGAUCUGUUCCUGAUGAAAGAGACGAGUAAAAAUAAAACAAAGUUAUAAAAUACAAAAGAUUUGUUUGGAAAAGAGAGAAAUAAGAAAUUAAAAGAUCAUUUUAAAAUAGAAACAAACUGAAGAAGAAAGUUGGAGUGAUUCUUCUUGAAACAAAGAUGUAGAGGUAAAAAAACUCUGAGUUAGAAGAACAAAAACCAUCAAAACUAAAAACAACAUUAAAAGAUAAAAAGUGAUGAAAAGAGAGCAGAGAUAAUGGAGGGAGGAUCAGAUGAUGGACAACAGGAGAAGAAGAAAGGAAACAAGAGAGGGAAAAAGACGAGUGAAGAGCAGACCAAACACAGCGCAGAUAACACGGUGAUGACAUGCUGCUGUCCUAUUGGUCUAUACGGGACUCAUCAGGUGACCUCUGAUGACCCUCCACCUGUCAAUCAUGUCAAAAGAGAAAGGACCCAUUGUCUUAACGUCGAGUGUGAGAGUGUUUUCCUGUUUUAGGAGGUUCUGGGAACGUUCGUUCUCGUUCAUAUCUCUGUAGACUUCAUCCUCACUUUCAGAUAUUGAUCCCUGAUUGAUGAUUAAUCUGAGGCCGGUCUUUAACUCCUCCUUUAAACUCCUCCUUUAUGAUAUUUCUCUGCUCUAUGAUCGGCUCACAUGUUCCUCUUCUUUGCUCCAGGUGAUCUGUGAGAAGAUCUUCAGGCCCUGGUUUUCUCCCACUCUGCUGGGGGCUAAAGCUGGACUCCCUCUGCAGGUGGGGGUGUUUCAGCUCCACUGAUGGAGUUUAUUUUGUGUUUAUAUCUCCUGAAUCUAAAGGAACAAACUUCUGUUAGACAUAAGUUCAGCAGGAACAGGUGGAUCUCGUGAACUCGUCCUGUCUCGUGUUUUUCUGCACAGGUGGAGCUGCAGCGAGCGGUGCAGGAGUGUUCAGAAACUGAAGGAGGUGGAGAAGACAAAGAGGAUGAUGGAGGUGGGGGAGGGGAGGCGGAUAAAGGCGGAGGAAUCCAUCAGCGUCUCCUCAACAUCCUGACUCGCCUUCUUCAGGAAGGAGCAGCUUCAGGGGAGGGCGGAGAGUCCUGGCAGGGCAAAGGUCACGUCCACACCGCACUGAACUUCUGAAGGAGGGAGAGGUGGAGGUCAGAGACCUUCUGAGGAGCAAAAACACCUUCAGUGGAAGGAAGACGUGUCUUUGUGGUGUGAUGUCCUCCAGAAGUUCAAGAGACGGAGGUGAUGUUCUGCUGGAAUCCUCAUCCUGGGACUCUGGUGGACUUUGUCUGGAGGUAAAUCUUUGAGGUCCUGCAGGACGAUGGAAAUCAGAGUCUCCGUAAAAACAGACAAAAGACUCCUCUCUGAUCCAGGAACGAACACUUACGUCUGUCUCUGCUUGUUUGGGUCCUGAAAUAAAAGACAGAGAACUUUGAUGCUCCGUUUUUAUGGACAACUCUCCUCCUUAAAGGACUUAACUGGACCUUUGACACCUUCUGGAUAACUGGAACACAAACCUGACCUCCCAUGGUUUGUCUCUCUGAUUCUUGCUGUUUUCACAGGUUGGAUUCUCUGUGAACAUGUUACAGAUUUUUCUGGAUAUUGAAAAUAUUGUCUUAUUGCAGAAAAAGUCUUUAAAACUUCAUUGCACUGAAUCUGGGGACUGAGGACUGGUGUUCAGAGAGAGGCAGCUCAGCGAUGUCUUGGAGACCUUCUCAUUGGAGGAGUUUAUUUUGGAUCCAGUAAAGGCGGAUCCUCUUUUAUGAUUUCCUAAUUUUACAGAUUUUUUAGUCUCAAUGAGAUUUAAAAUCCUCAUUUCUUGACCCGGAUCAGAUGUAACCCUCUGUAGAUGCAGAGAAGAUAACUACCGCUAAUAAUCCCAGUCAACAGGUGAACAGAAGUUUACAGCCUCUUUUUUAGACAUUAACUGGAUUAAUUUGGUGUCAGAUUAACUUUGAAGUGAAUCCAGAUUUGAUCUUCCUCGAACUUUUCCUCUUCCACUGAUUAAAACAGUCAAAUAAAGACGUUUCAAUAAGGCCAGAGAAACAGUGAGGAGGUCAGAUACUGUGUUUCAAGACCAAAAAUACACCAGAAGUAACAUCCAGGUCUGAAAAAGCCGCUGCAGAAGUGUCUGUAAGAUGUACUUUUAAAAACGGCCAGAGGGGGCGACUCCACUGAAAAGUCCUCCUCAGACUUUUCUUCAACAUCAUGAUGUUGAUUCAGUCAAAUGUAGUUCUGCAUCGAGUCAAACCGACCAGAGAGCAGAGAAUCAGGGCGGGGCCGUCUGAGAUGAACAACAUGACAGAAAUCUGAACAGGAAGUUAGGCUGUGGUCGACCUGAAGUCCACCACAGAAGAUCAUGGUGGUAGAUCAUGAUCAGAAACAUCACAGAGGGAGGGAUGAUGAUGAUUAUUAUUAUUAUUAUUCAUUCAAAAAUAGCAGACGACCUCUAGUGGAGACUUAAGAAACUGCAGUUUUAGAACUUUUAAAGUACGUAAGCUUCAGAACUGUCCUGGUCUAACUCAUAAAUUAAAACCGGACCUCUUAAAGGAGGUCUGCGACAGAAUCAGACUGACACCAGAAACACGGUUCUCUGUCCCUGAACGGCUCCUUUGUACGCCGGAGUUUCUGUUGACUGUGAUCCACCGACUCAGCAUUUAUAAUGCACAGCAGCUAACUGGUCUGUAGCGGGCCAUGCUAAUGUAGAUAAACUGGUUCUGUUGGUUUCUGGUGUGUUGGUGAGCUGAAUAAUAAAAUCUUUAAUAAUGUGAA